Molecule: messenger RNA, 1407 nt
Organism: Triticum aestivum (bread wheat)
Lineage: Eukaryota; Viridiplantae; Streptophyta; Magnoliopsida; Poales; Poaceae
Product: leucine-rich repeat extensin-like protein 5
Exons: 2
Coding region: 1-846 (281 amino acids)
Source: RefSeq, a predicted model, not a curated record
AUGAUAAGAGGGAUUCAAACGACCCUACCCAAAUCCACUCGGUAUAUAUAUCCGGAUCAAACCCUAGUGCAAUCCAUCCAUCCCCUCUCCGCCGCCAGCCGACCAACUCCCUCCUUCCUCGGGAUCCUCCCAGAUCCAUCGAACCGCCACCUCCUCCUCGAUCCAAAUCCUCCCCUGUCCAGACACCGCUGCCACUGUCUUUCUCCCACCUCGGGUUCCCCUUCGCACCAAUUAGCCACCACCAAAAAAACUUCCAAUUCCAUCGAUCCAUCCACCCAACUGCCGCCGCCCGAGAGCCUCGCUCGACCCCGUGCGCCACCACCGGCCGGCGACCUCGCCAGAGCUCUACCGGAACCGCCAGGAGCUCUAGAGCCAUGGUUUGAUUUCGGCCUCGAGGUUCCGACACCGCCAUCUCCUGCAUCCGCUGCCGCGCCAAGUCUCGCUUCCUCACCCGUGCGUCAAGUUCUUGCUGCGGCCGCCUCGAUCUGCCAUGCCGAUGCCCUCCAUGGAGUUCCCUGCAGCUUCCCGUCAGCGCCAUCUCGAACCGAGCCUCGCCCCUACACCGUCUUCCCCGCGCACCAAAGACCGGCGACCUCCAACCUCGCUGGAGUACCCAACCAGGGCAGCCCUUCCGCAAUUCGUCGCGCCGCCCUGCCAGGACAUGCCCCGCCGUCUCCUUCCUCGCCAGCUGCCACCGACCUCCAUUCUGUCCUUAGCGCCGCCCGACCAAGUCCGGCGACCAAGCGCAUGAUCUGGUCGAGCUCGCCGCCCCUUGCCUACUUGCACGUCGUUCCCGUGCCUGGCCACCAUGUCGCUGACCUUUGCUUCCCCUGCUACGAGCGAUAGGAUGAGGCACUGCCGGCGUUGACUCUAUGACGAGCACGACCCCCUCCUCUGCUUCACGCAUAGCGCAGCACCCUAACCCAGCUCUAGCGAUCGCAUGGGCCACAAGCAGAUCCGGCCCAACGCCUCCCUUCGUGGCCUGCCUCUUCCUCCGACUGGGCUUGGCCCAUGGGUGAGCUGCCCCAGUGCCCCUCUUGUUUUUUUUCUUUUCCUCCUGUUGGGCUAGCUAGUUUUGGCCCAUAUAGUGUUUUUUUCCUCGGGACGAAUUUAGCUAAUUUCCAGGGAUUUGCAGAUUUGCAGAAAAGACCCUAUUCUUCUUGCAUUUAACAACUCACCAACCAUGCAUCACAUGUAAAAACUUAAUAUAUGAAAAGUGCUUUGAAUUUUGUGUACUUUCAUAGUAUGCCACUUUCAUCCAUGUUUGAAAUGUUUAAAAUGCUAUUUGCAUUAAUUUUGCUUAUAUUCCAUGUUAAAAUGAUUUAUUUCAUAACUUAAUAACCGCAGCUUGGUUUUAAAUAAAUUAUAUAUGUAAAUGGGGUAGAAAAAUGCCUAGUUUAACAUGGU